GGGGACCCCGGCUUUCGGGUGGGGGAGGGGGGCAAACACAAAGCUCCGCGCGGAUGCUGGGCACCAGUUCGCCCACGAAGAUUCCGGUGCCUUCCUGGAUCACCAGCUACCCUUGUCGUGAGGGUUGUUAGAAAGGUAUUGCCAUGUUGUUUCGUCCUUUUGCCUCUGGGCAUUGUUCCACCUCAACCCAGCCACAUCGGAAGCCCUGAAGCUGGUCAGAAGGGGAUCCAACCUGGAAGGUGAAGAGAACCAAGAUAUGUGCAAGAAUUUUGUCUGAUCACAGUCCGGUUUGGAUUGAAUUUGAAUGGGGAAAGGGAAGAAAAUCGUGGAGAUUGAAUGAAAAUUUGUUUAAAUAUGAACAAAAUGUAGAAGAGUGUAAAAAACAAAUGAAUGAAUUUUUUAUUAUGAACAUGCAAAAAGGCACAUCUAUUGAGAAGUUUGGGACGCGAGCAAGACUUUUAUGAGAGGUGUAUUAUACAAAUGAAUAAUAAAUACAGAAAUAGGUUGCAAAAAAAAAAGAUUGGAGUUAGAGGAGGAAAUUAGAAAGAAGGAAGAGUUACUUAUAAAGAAUCCAGAAGACAAGAAAACAAAAGAAUUAAUAAAUAUCUUAAAAGGACAGUUUAAUAUGAUGAUGGCAGAUCAAGUGGCAACUAAUUUACAAUAUGUCAAGCAUAAUACGUUUAAUAAUGCUAAUAAGCCUGGAAGGUGGUUAGCUUAUUUAAUAAGAAAUUUAAUAAGAAGCAGAAAUCACAUAUGAUUGGUAAGAUAGAAUAUAGAGAUAAAGAAGUAUUUCAACAAAAUUUGAUUAAAAAAGCCUUUUUAGAAUUUUAUACAAAAUUAUAUGCUGGAGAUUUGAUUAAAGAUAUAAAUAUAGAAAGAUACAAGAACAAGGUGAGUAAGAGUAAGCUCUAUUGUGAGCUUACAAUAGAGCAAAGGGAAGAAUUGAAUCAACUUAUCACCUCAGAGGAAAUAAUUUUAGCAAUUAGACAGCUCAAAAAUGGGAAAGCGCCCGGAACAGAUGGUCUAACGGCCAUUUACUAUAAGAAUUUGCAAAAUGAAAUGGUAGAACCGUUGAAGGAAUUACUUAAUAGAAUACAAUUUGGAGAGGAGGUGCCUCCCUCAUGGAGGAUGGCUUUUAUUUCAUUAAUACCAAAGGAGGCGCAAGAUUGUAAUAAACCAGAAAAUUAUAGGCCAAUAUCAUUAUUGAAUACGGAUUAUAAGAUUUUUGCUAAAAUAUUAGCAAAUAGAUUGAUGCCAAUUUUGUGUCAAAUAAUUCAUACUGAUCAAUCAGGAUUUAUUAUGGGUAGACAAAUGAGAUAUAAUAUGAGAUACAUUGUAAAUCUAUUGGAAUAUUUGGAAAGGAACAGCCAAGUCUCUGCAGCGCUCUUCUUUUUGGAUGCCAAGAAGGCUUUUGAUAGAUUGCACUGGCAGUUUUUAUUUAAAUUAAUAGAAAAAAUGCAAUUUGGAGACUAUUUUAUACAAGCAAUUAAAGCAAUAUACCAGAAGCAGACAGCACAAAUAAUAAUUAAUAAUAGUUAUUAAAUUAUUAUUAAACAGAGUCUUUUAGAAUUGAGAAAGGGACAAGACAGAGAUGUCCUUUGUCUCCAUUAUUGUUUAUUUUAACUUUAGAAAUUUUAUUGAAUAGAUUACGUGAUGCAAGCCAAAUAAAGGGAAUAAAAAUUAAACAUCAAGACUAUCGAUUAAGAGCGUUUACAGACGAUUUGGUUGUUACUCUAUCUCAACCUAUUAAUUCUGGUAUAUAUUUGAAAGACAUAAUUGAUCAAUAUGGUAAGGUAUCUGGAUUUAAAGUGAAUUUUUUUUAAUUUUUAUUUAUUUAUUACAUUUUUAUACCGCCCUUCUCCCGAAGGACUCAGGGCGGUGUACAGCCAGAAAUAAAAUACAAAAUAUGUACAGUUAAAAACAAAUUAAAACAUAGCAAAAUUACGAAAUCGGCUGAUAAUUAAAAUUAAAUUUAAAAUAUUUAAAAUAUUAAUAAAACCCUAAUUUAAAAUCAAACUAUUAUGCCAGAAUGAACAGAAGACUAAGAUAAUAACUAAAAAUAUGAAUAUUAAACAAAAGGAUGAAUUGGAAAGAGUAACUGGAUAUGAAAUAGUUAACAAGGUUAAUUACUUAGGAGUAUAUAUCACAGCAUCAAAUGUGAAAUUAUAUAAAAAUAAUUAUGAAGUAUUGUGGCAGAAAGUACAGAGGGAGAUGGAACAUUGGAAGAACUUACAAUUAUCCUUACUGUGAAGUAUAGCAGUAAUAAAAAUGAACAUUCUGCCUAGGUUUUUAUUUUUGUUUCAAAUGAUACCAGUACUUAAAAAGGGUGCAAAUUUGCAGGAAUGGCAAAAAGGGAUUAGUAAUUUUAUCUGGAUGGGUAAAAAACCGAGAAUAAAAUUAAAGAUAAUGUAAGAUAUACGUGAAAGAGGGGAUCUAAAAAUGCCGAAUUUGAAAUUGUAUUAUGACGCAGUUGUUCUUUCAUUGAAUAGUGACUGGUUUAAUUCAACAGAGGAAAGAACUUUGAAUAUAGAAGGUUAUGAUUUGUUGUAUGGAUGGCAUGCCUAUUUAUUCUAUGACAAGAAAGUGGAUAAGAUUUUUAAAAGUCAUAUUCUUAGAAAUGCUUUGUUAAGGGUGUGGAAGAAAUAUCAAAACAAGCUAGAUUAUAAGAUACCAAUAUGGGUAAUUAACAUAUUCCUAGACAUACGAUAGAGAACAUAAAUAUAGAACAAAAACAAGAGGUAGUUACUUAUAAAGAACUACUUUUUGUAGAAAAGGAUAAGUUACAACUAAAAUCUUUCAACAAACUGAGAUGAAGGCAUGAAUUAUACUUGGUUUCAGUAUGAACAGUUACAAGCUAGAUGGAGAUUAGAUGAGAAAAUUGGUAUUAUGCAAAAUGAGGAAAAUUUGGUAAAACAAAUUAGAGAUCAAGGUCAAAUGCAUAUUAAGAGGUUGUACAAUGUAUUGAUAGAAAUAGACUCAGAAACAGAAUUAGUUAAGGAUUGUAUGAUAAAAUGGGCACAAAAUAUUCAACAACCUAUAAUGAUGGAAACAUGGGAAAAAAUAUGGGUUAGAAAUGUCAAAUUUACACAAGCACAAAGUUUAAGAGAGAAUUUUUAUAAAAUGUUUUAUAGAUGGCAUCUUGUUGUUGUUAGUUGCGAAGUCGUGUCCAACCCAUCGCAACCCCAUGGACAACAUUCCUCCAGGCCUUCCUGUCCUCUACCAUCCUCUGGAGUCCAUUUAAAUUCAUACCUACUGCUUCAGUGACUCCAUCCAGCCACCUCGUUCUCUGUUGUCCCUUCCUUCUUUUGCCCUCAAUCUUUCCCAGCAUUAGGCUCUUCUCCAGUGAGUCCUUCUUUCUCAUUAGGUGGCCAAAGUAUUUCAGUUUCAUCUUCAGGAUCUGGCCUUUUAAAGAGCAGUCAGGGUUGAUCUCUAGGACUAACUUGUUUGUUCGCCUUGCAGUCCAAGGGACUCGCAGGAGUCUUCUCCAGCACCAGAGUUCAAAGGCCUCAAUUCUUUGGCGCUCAGCCUUUCUUAUGGUCCAACCUUCACAGCCAUACAUUGCAACUGGGAAAACCAUAGAUGGCAUCUAGACCCUAAAAAAUUGGCAUGUAUGUAUCCGAAUAUGCAAGCCAAAUGUUGGCAAUGUGAAUGUGAGGAUGCUACUUAUUUUCAUGUAUGGUGGACUUGUAAAAAAAUCAAAGCAUUUUGGAUUAAAAUAUGAUGGAUUAUGCAGAAUAUUUUGAAAAAGAAGAUAAAAUUUACUCCACAGUUGUUUUAUUGGGUAUAAUUACAGAUUGUACAGUUAUAGAGACUAAGUUGAUUCUAAAUUUAAUAACAGCACCAAGACUUUUGGUUGCACAAUACUGGAAGAGAGAUGAUUUACCUAUGAUUGAAGAAUGGACACUUAAAGUAUCAAACUUAGCAGAAAUGGCAAAAAUCUCUGCGUAUUUGAAAGAACAUUCACAAGAAAAAUAUGUAUUGGAAUGGAGAAGGUGGAUUGAUUAUGUUCAAAACAAGUAUCGGACUAAAAAGUACCAAAUAGUUGUAUGAAUAAUGUUACGAAUGGUAUAUAUUAAUGUAUAUGUUUAAAUGGGAAAGGGGAGUUAAGGGGGUGUUGGGAGAGCGUGUAUAUGAGUUAGAUUUUUGUGUUAUUUUAGCUUGAUUGAUAAAUGUUAUACCCUGCAUUUUGUUCUGGGAAGUCUGGGGAGGGGGGGUUGGGGGGGAGGAGGAGGGAGUGGGAGGGGGGAAGUGGGGGGGGACGAUGGUUUAAAAAUUUGUUCUUUGUAAAACCUUUUCAAUAAAAAAAAAAUACAUAAAUUAUAUUUGGGAAGUACUUAUGUUAUAAGCUGUAAAUUUUGACUCGGUUAAUACUCUAUUCAGAAAAAAGUGUACUGUUUAUGUUUAAAAAAAUACAAAAAUACAAAAAAAAAAGAACUGGAGUAGCUUCUUCGAUGAGAAGCAAAAUGUCUUCAAAGAAAAACCAGAAAGUCCAGUUGCCUCCUGAAAAAGCACCUUUGGGACAGCCAUGACCUGGAUAACAGAAUCUCCAUAGAUUCCUAUCACUUAGGGAAGGCUGCUGCCUUCACGCUCCACCUUGUUUCUCCUGGCCUCGAUUAUUUUGGACCCUGGCCGGCAAGGCUCCUGCUCUGCUUUGGGCAGCCGCUGCAAAUAAACGGCUGCCUCCUGCACAAGAGGAGGCGGUGAGAAGUCUUUGAUGGGAAUGGAGAUCUCUCUCUCUCACACACACACACACACGUAUUUCCUUACUGCCUCGUCCUGAAAUUUAUGGGAUUUACUAUAAAAGCCUAGUUAAACUGCGCUUACAACUUCCCAUCUCCUAACCAGCAAGACUCCGAAGGGAUCGCAAAAACCAGGCAGCCGGACGCUCCGCGCGCACCAAGCGGUCUCUGUUGGGCGACCCGCCUCCCACCCUGCACCUUCGGCCUUCUCCCAGCAGGUCUCGUACGGUCGAGGCCCCCGGAGCAUGCCGGCCGAGGUGGCAGCCGGAACGCUCCGAGGGCCGCCGCGAAGAAAGCCGGAGCUCUGUGGGCUGCAGGAGGAGCGUCCCGGCAGGCAGCGAUCCGCGUGAGGCUGCUCCCGCGGGGCCAACGGAGCGGCCGUUGCCGGGGCGACCGCUGGACGCCCGGCCGGGAGCAUGGCGGCGGAGGCGCGCAAAGUGCCGCUGGGCAGGGAGGCACACGGCGUCUAUAGCCUCUGCUUCGGCGCGAGCGACGCGCAGCUGGCCGCCGGCUUUGGCGACGGGGCCGUGCAGGUAGCGGGGCCGGGCGGCGGCCGCCCUGAGCGAGGGCCGCCGCCGCCCGAGCUCACGCAGCUCUCCCCGCAGCUUGUGGACGCCGAGACGGGCGCGCCAGGACCCUGCCUGCGGCCGGGCCGGCGUCCGCGGCAGGCUGUCACCGCGCUCGGGUUCCACCGCGCCAAGCCCGGGCUGCUGCUGGCCGCCGGAGCCGACGGGGUUGUAGUCUUCUACGACCUGCGCGCGGGGAGCGCCUCGGCCUCUCUGACCGAGGAGGAGAACGAAAUCCAUGCGCUGGACUUCUGCCGCGACGGCAGCGCCUUCGCUACGGCCGGCAAGGACCGGCACAUCCGCCUCUACGACAGCCACACCCACCAGCUCGUCCACGUAGUGCGCGCCCCCGACUUCAUGGCCGGGGAUGAAUUUACGCCCUUCAGCGGCCACUCCCGGCGAAUCUUCGCGCUGCGCUUCCAUCCCAGCGAGUUGCACCUUUUCCUGACCGGCGGCUGGGACAACUCCGUCAAGGUUUGGGACAAGCGCGUGCCCAAAGGGGCGCAGAGCGUUAUCAACGGGCCCCACAUCUGCGGUCCUGGGAUCGAUAUUAAGAUGAUGGGGCUUGGAAACGGUAUUGGAAAAGGAGAGAUACAGCUGCCACCCCCAAUCUUCUGGAACUCCUACUCCUCUCUCAAGAAUCCCAGUCAUGGCAUUCCCAUGGGUCUGGGUCUCCUCUACUGAUGCUGGACUCCAGCUUUCAGCAGAGAUCAUGGCUGGGGAAUUUGUGGCCAGCUCUGGUGCCUCAGUUUUUGAACUGAGAUGCCCUGACAAAACUGACUUUUUAGUUCUCCUUACUCAUAUUCAGAGUACACAUCCUGCUAGGGCGGCCUUUGAAGAUGGCCCAGGAGAUUACGUUGUUCCAAAAGGAGGCCGCAGGUUCAGCAGAGUUACACCUAAUUUGAGGUGUUCUGAGCACUUUGAAGAGUGUCUACCUUAUGGAUGCUAUGGCGAUAUUUGCAAAUGGCCCGCAAGACUCCAGCCAGUUUAGUCUCUGCCAAGAUGCAUAAAUUGUUGGUGGACUCUUGCACUUGGGAAGGGCCAUUUUCUUCUCGGAGAUUCCUCAAGUUGCAAAAGCAGACCUGCGAUUCUGGUAAACAGAAAAAAAGGGGGGUCACCAACAGUCUUUGAUAAUCUGAUGCUGCAUGGCUCAUCUAAUAUCUUUUCAAAAGGAGAGCAGUUUUUACAUCUUAAGUUCAAUGCAUUCCACAGAAAUGAAGAAAAUAUUUCUCCACACCAGACAUAAUUUGGUACUCUUCUCUAAUUCACUUUCUAAUGCUACUCUUCCUCCAGCCUGGUGAAUCUCUUCUGUAGGUAUGUGAGCUUCAACCCUGAACAUUCUCAUUUAUUGCCAUAUUGAAUGCCAGAAGCUGAGGGUGACUUUUGUUGUCACCUCUCUUGGAAAGUUUUUUCCAGCCUCUGAGACAUUUUACUAAAUCUUGCCUGGGUUUUCUUCAGCAUUAUCCAAUCUUUCUGGCAGUUCCCAGAAUGACACAAUUUUCCAGCACCAGAAGUAGAGAUUUACGAGUCCCACCAAACCUACCUGAGAUUUAAGAAUAACACUUGUGGAUCUGUUCUCCGGGCUAGAGCCAGAGACAGGAGACUAAUACUGUAAAUAGUAGGAAAUAAGAUGUUAUUGUUGGGGUUCCAGCAAGAAUCUGACCAUCUACCGUAUCUGUAGCAACAAUCAAUAAGUUUACAUGCUGCUCUAAGUAUGGAUUUAAUGUAUUAGGUCUAAGGCAAAGUUCAUCACCAUUUUCAUUCAGCUCUUCCUCCGGGGUGUCUGCCUUUUCUUUCUGCCAGGGACAGUCUUUGCUUGAAUUGCAGGUCU
Ahaetulla prasina is the source of this 7136-nucleotide messenger RNA. Its product is annotated as guanine nucleotide-binding protein subunit beta-5a-like. The transcript has 7 exons. The record is from RefSeq and is a predicted model, not a curated record. Gene Ontology annotation, molecular function: protein binding. Lineage: Eukaryota; Metazoa; Chordata; Lepidosauria; Squamata; Colubridae. The coding region runs from base 5156 to 5989 and encodes 277 amino acids.